Amphibalanus amphitrite is the source of this 2571-nucleotide messenger RNA. RefSeq lists its product as uncharacterized. Bases 193 to 2571 code for a protein of 792 amino acids. The transcript is spliced from 9 exons. The record is from RefSeq and is a predicted model, not a curated record. Lineage: Eukaryota; Metazoa; Arthropoda; Thecostraca; Balanomorpha; Balanidae.
UUUAUGAGUUUCUGUUUUACGAGUUGCCUACUAACUUUGAUUAAACGAUAGACCAGACGUCAGCAUGCUUUUAUCAUUACGUAAAUAAAAUCGAUCGCUUAUUAAUUCAGAAACAGCUUAGAACCGACAUGAAGCUGCGAACAUGAACGACGUAUUGGAAGAAGCCAAGCAGAAACGGCGCGGUCUUUUACCAUGACAUCGGAUACAUCGCAUUACAAUCAGGCUGAUACAAACCUGUACCAUGCCAUCCACUCGGACCUGGUGGGUGAGCUACUGCACCCGCCGAGAGGGCCCCCGACCCCCGACUCGGUGCGCAAGUUCCGCAGGGCCCACUACGCCGACCCCGGAGCCAAGACCUACCACUGGGGAGUGGCCGACGACCCCAACGACAAGCCCAACCAAGUUCACGGCACAAAGUUCGGCACCAAGUCUCUGGCCGGUGACGUGGUGAACCCUCCGGUGGUGGCCCGUCCCCACCGGCUGCUGGCGGCCGCGCGCCGUCUCACCUACGACUCGACACUGCGCCGGCCGGUGGGCUGCGCGCCGCUCCGCCAGCCGGCCGUGCCGCCCCACCUGGCCUGCGCCGGCGCCGCCACCUUCGGCCUGCCCACCAAGUAUGGCGACACGGUGGCCCAGUGUGUCAGUCCCUACCGAACGGCCCAGGAGUUCCAGGCCAACUGGUGUAAGGGCACCGACCUGUACCGGCGCUCCCACCGGCACACCAACCCCGGCGAACAGACGCACCGCAGUUACGGCCAGGGGUUCAACACCAAGGCCAAGUUCGGCGUACCCACCUACAACGAGGAGAACCACACGGGUCGCCGAGUGAAGGAGUGUGUCACCUGGCCGGGUCCGUCCAAACCGCUGAGCGCCGUCUGCAGCUGGCGGGCCGAGAGCUGGCGCGAGCUCCACCAGGACCGCGUCGGACAGCCGCUCGACAGGUACCAGUGCACACGUGACCUGCCGGCGACGUUCACCUACGGCGCGCCGAUGCGUCACGUGCUCUCGGGGGCGCUGGACAUCGCCACGGCUCGGACGAGCUGCAGUCUGCCCGCCGAGGACCUGGCGCGGCUCGACCUGAUCCUGGUCACGCGCCGCAAGUUGCAGGCCGCCGGCUUCACCGGCUUCAUCGCACUGCUGCAGACCAUGAAGAAAAUGGACAAGCUGGGCACCAAGCGUCUGCCGCUGGAGGCGGUGCUGGCCGCCUGCUGUCAGCAGUGCCUGCCGCUGGCCACUGCCGAGCUGCGCGCGCUGGUCGAGCGGCUAAACCUGGCCGAGGGACCGCGCCGGCUGGUCAUCUACUCACUGUUGGUGGCCACACUCAACUGGAAGGACCGGCUCACGCUCGGACACCUCGACCUGUUGCGGAAGGAGCCGCGGCCGGUGGCCGAGUGUCGCACCAGCACCAGCUGCCAGCUGCCGCCGCCGCCCCCCGACUGGACCGUGGAGCGGAGGCGCAGCUCCGGACCCGGCGAGCCGCCGGAGAACGCCGCCGGCCCGAGACGCGACAGGGUCGUCGACGUGGUCACCCCGUCACCGUUCAUCGAGGCCGGCCUGCGCGAGACGGAGCUCACCAUGCCGCGCAGCGAGGCGUUCCUGAUGGAGCUGCUGUGCGGCAUGGGCGUCUGCGACUACCGCCAGUUCCAGGCGCUCUACGCCGCCGCGCGCCGGGCCCACCCGCCCGACCCCAGCGUACUGGACGUCCUGGACGAGGCCAACCGCAGCUGCUGCCCGGCGCCGGCCGGGCCGGCCCAGCAGCGGCCCGCCGAGCCGGCCCAGCCGCGGCCUGCCGAGCCGGCCCAGCAGCGGCCCGCCGGGCCGGCCCAGCAGCGGCCCGCCGGGCCGGCCCAGCAGCGGUCCGCCGAGCCGGCCCCUGACGGCCGUCUGUGCGCUGCCGGCCUGGAGGAGGUCAGGGCAGUGGCCGAGAGAAGGCCCUGCCGCGGCACCGACCAGCUGGCCACUGUGCCGCCAUCUCUGGACGGCGAGAGGAAGCUGCGGUUCGCCGAGUCGGCGCUGGAGACGGACGGCAGACGGCUGCCGCGGACUGACCCCGGCUGCGGCGCCGACUUCCUGAGGCCGACACCGCCGGACGACCGUCCGCCGUGUCCCACCACACCGGCCACCAACGGCGGCGACCAGCAGUGUGACCUUCAGACGCAGCCGGCGCAGAGUCAGCCGUGCGCCCACUGGCCCCCCAGCCAGCAGCAGCCGCAGAGUCAGCCGUGCGCCCACCAGCCCCCGAGCCAGCAGCAGCAGCCGAGCCAGCCGUGCGGCCACCAUACCGCGCCCAGCCAGCAGCCGCAGAGCCAGCCGUGCGGCCACCAUACCGCGCCCAUCCAGCAGCAGCCGCAGAGUCAGCCGUGCGGCCAGCAUACCGCGCCCAGCCAGCAGCAGCCGCAGAGCCAGCUGUGCGCCCACCGGCCCCCGAGCCAGCAGCCGCCGAGCCAGCCGUGCGGCCAGCAUACCGCGCCCAGCCAGCAGCCGAGCCAGCCGUGCGGCCACCAUACCGCGCCCAUCCAGCAGCAGCCGCAGAGUCAGCCGUGUGCACACCGGCCCCCGAGCCGCCAGUAA